GGGAGGGAGACACAGGCUGAGCUGAUCCCACGUGUGACGCUUGCAUUCCCGGCUCAGUAAAAUUCUCUUUAGCGUGCUUCGGUUUAGCGUUGUGCCGCCUGUCUUCGUUAGUUACUGGCUAUAGUUGGGUGAGCUAUGGAGGGAGACGGGAGCCAAGCCACAUCUGGAGGAAGUCCUAAUGAUUCGCAACACGACCCGGGUAAAAUGUUUAUCGGUGGUCUCAGCUGGCAAACUUCACCAGACAGCCUUAGAGACUAUUUUACUAAAUUCGGGGAAAUCAGAGAAUGUAUGGUGAUGAGAGAUCCAACGACAAAACGCUCCAGGGGCUUUGGAUUCGUUACUUACGUAGAUGCUGCCAGUGUAGAUAACGUCUUAGCUCAGCCACAUCACGAAUUAGACUCAAAAACGAUCGAUCCUAAAGUUGCCUUCCCUAGACGUGCUCAACCCAAGAUGGUCACAAGAACAAAGAAAGUAUUUGUAGGAGGAUUAUCAGCGAACACAGUAGUUGAAGAUGUGAAGCUGUAUUUUGAACAGUUUGGCAAGGUAGAGGACGCCAUGCUUAUGUUUGACAAAACAACUAACAGACACAGAGGUUUCGGCUUUGUAACUUUUGAGGUUGAGGACGUUGUGGAGAAAGUAUGCGAGAUUCACUUUCAUGAAAUCAAUAAUAAAAUGGUAGAAUGCAAGAAGGCCCAGCCCAAGGAGGUGAUGUUCCCUCCAGGUACGCGAGGCAGGGCCAGGGGCCUGCCCUACACCAUGGAUGCCUUCAUGCUGGGGAUGGGCAUGCUGAGUUACCCAAACAUUGUAGCAACGUACGGCCGUGGAUACACUGGUUUUGCCCCGAGUUACAGCUACCAAUUCCCUGGCUUCCCAGCGACGGCGUAUGGACCGGUGGCAGCAGCAGCAGUGGCGGCAGUGCGUGGCUCAGGUAGGGGGGCCCGUGGAAGAGGUGGCUACAUGGCAUACCAGCAGAACGCAGGGGCAGGGUUCCCAGAUUAUGGGUUCUAUUCCGGGGCCGGGCCCAGUGACCUGCGGGGCCCCCCCUGCUCCUUUGCCGACUAUGGCUCCCUGGGGCCCCAGGCUGCUCAGAUGCUGCAGCACAGUGAGCAUCAUGCCACCUCCGCCUGCAACUCCCCCCUCCAGCACCACCUGCAGCACAGCCCGGACCCCUUUAAGAGCCCAGGCACCAACCAGGCCCGGCCCGGAGCCUUCCCUGGCACCAACAGUCCCGGGCCCGUGGCUGACCUCUAUGGCACUACAAGCCAGGACUCCGGCGUGGGCAACUACAUUAGUGCUGCUAGCCCCCAGCCUGGCUCUGGCUUCGGCCACAGCAUUGCUGGCCCCUUGAUUGCAACCGCUUUUACAAAUGGAUACCAUUGAAACCUAACAGGUGGUUGGUUGCCAUCUCAUUCGAGCAGAGUAUUUCAGGAGGCCCGGGGAAGACCGGGCGGAGUUUUUAACUGGCUAUGUGAACAGGUGAUGCCAUCCAAAGCACUACAGCAUCAACCCACAGGAGGAGAGUGGAGGCGGCACCACGUGAAGAAGAACUGAAGAAAAUGUCAAAAUCAUCUCAGAAAAAGAAACUACAAUCUGCUGUACUAUAAUCCAAACCUGGUGUUCACAUCCAUAAUAUCCAACUGUAACCCAGUAACUUUGUGUAGGAUUUUAGUUGUUUUUACCUUUGAAUGAAUGUUCCUUAUUUUAAAUCGAUUUAGUUUAUUUUCUUUCUUUUCGACGUAGUCUUCAAAUUAAUAAGGAAGAUUCAUUAUAUUUUUUACUUAGGAUCAAAAAUACACAAAUAUUGGAUACUAUCUUAAAUGAGUAACUAUUUAUGUAAACCAUUUAUUUAAAAAAAAUAGAUUGCUAUGUUGCUAUGGUUGUUUGUUUUCAUCCUUGGUAAUGGAAAUAAUUUCAGGUGUCAGUUUGCACAUACAGAGCAUUCGGAAAGUAUUCAGUCCACUUCACUUUUUGUUACAUUACAGCCUUACUCUAAAAUGUAUUACAUUGUUUUUUCCCCUCAUCAAUCUAAACACGUUACCCCAUAAUGACAAAGCAAAAACAGGUUUUUAGAAAUUUUUGCAAAUGUAUUACAAAUAAAAAACAUCUAUCACAUUUACAUAAGUAUUCAGAACCUUUACUCAGUACUUUGGUGAAACACCUUUGGUAGCGAUUACAACCUCGAGUCUUCUUGGGUAUGGCGCAACAAACUUGGGAGUUUCUCCCAAUGACACUACAAAAUGGGAGUUUCUCCCAUGAUUCUCUGCAGAUCCUCUCAAGCUCUGUCAGGUUGAAUGGGGAGUGUUGCUGAACAGCUAUUUUCACGUCUGGGCUCUAGCUGGGUGACUCAAGGACAUUCAGCGACUUGUCCCGAAGGCUCUACUGCGUUGUCUUGGCUCUGUGCUUAGGGUCGUUGUCUGGUUGGAAGGUGAACCUUCGCCCCAGUCUGAGGUCCUGAGUGUUCUGGAGCAGGUUUUCAUGAUCACUCUGUACUUUGCUCCAUUAAUCUUUCCCUCGAUUCUGACUAGUCUGUCAGAGCGACCAUCAGGUUCCUCUUCACCUCCCUGACCAAGGCCCUUCUCCCCAGAUUGCUCAGUUUGGCCAGGCAGCCAGCUCUAGGAAGGGUCUUGUUGGUUCCAAACUUUUUCCAUUUAAGAAUGAUGGAGGCCACUAACCCUUGGAGACCUUCAAUCUGUGCCUCGACACAAUCCUGUCUCGGUGCUCUAUGGACAAUUCCUUCAACCUCAUGACUUGGUUUUUGCUCUGACAUGCACUGUCAACUGUGGUAUUUUGGCCCAUUCCUCCAUGCAGAUCUCGUCUAGAGCAGUGAUGUUUUGGGGCUGUUGCUGGGCAACACGGACUUUCAACUCCCUCCAAAGAUUUUCUAUGGGGUUGAGAUUUAGAGACUGGCUAGGCCACUCCAGGACCUUGAAAUAAAUGCUUCUUACGAAGCCACUCCUUCGUUGCCCGGGCGGUGUGUUUGGGAUCAUUGUCAUGCUGAAAGACCUAGCCACGUUUCAUCUUCAAUGCCCUUGCUGAUGGAAGGAGGUUUUCACUCAAAAUCUCACGAUACAUGGCCCCAUUCAUUAUUUCCUUUACACGGAUCAGUCGUCCUGGUCCCUUUGCAGAAAAACAGCCCCAAAGCAUGAUGGUUCCACCCCCAUGCUUCACAGUAGGUAUGGUGUUCUUUGGAUGCAACUCAGCAUUCUUUGUCCUCCAAACACGACGAGUUCUAUUUUGGUUUCAUCUGACCAUAUGACAUUCUCCCAAUCUUCUUCUGGAUCAUCCAAAUUCUCUCUAGCAAACUUCAGACGGGCCUGGACAUGUACUGACUUAAGCAGGGGGACACAUCUGGCACUGCAGGAUUUGAGUCCCUGGCGGCAUAGUGUGUUACUGAUGGUAAGCUUUGUUACUUUGGUCCCAGCUCUCUGCAGGUCAUUCACUAGGUCCCCCCCGUGUGGUUCUGGGAUUUUUGCUCACCGUUCUUGUGAUAAUUUUGACUCCACGGGGUGAGAUCUUGCAUGGAGCCCCAGAUCGAGGGAGAUCAUCAGUGGUCUUGUAUGUCUUCCAUUUCCUAAUAAUUGCUCCCACAGUUGAUUUCUUCAAACCAAGCUGCUUACCUAUUGCAGAUUCAGUCUUCCCAGCCUGGUGCAGGUUUACAAUUUUGUUUCUGGUGUCCUUUGACAGCUCUUUGCUCUUGGUCAUAGUGGGUUUGGAGUGUGACUGUUUGAGGUUGUGGACAGGUGUCUUUUAUACUGAUAACAAGUUCAAACAGGUGCCAUUAAUACAGGUAACGAGUGGAGGACAGAGGAGCCUCUUAAAGAAGAAGUUACAGGUCUGUGAGAGCCAGAAGUCUUGCUUGUUUGUAGGUGACCAAAUACUUAUUUUCCACCAUAAUUUGCAAAUAAAUUCAUUAAAAAUCAUACAUUGUGAUUUUCUGGAGAAAAAAAAUUCUAAUUUUGUCUGUCAUAGUUGAAGUGAUGAUGAAAUUUACAGGCCUCUCUCAUCUUUUUAAGUGGGAGAACUUGCACAAUUGGUGGCUGACUAAAUACUUUUUUGCCCCACUGUAUAUAGGCAGGUGUGCCUUUCCAAAUCAUGUCCAAUCAAUUGAAUUCACCACAGGUGGACUCCAAUCAAGUUGUAGAAACAUCUCAAGGAUGAUCAAUGGAAACAAGAUGCACUUGAGUCUCAUAGCAAAGUGUCUGAAUACUAUUGUAAAUAAGGUAUUUUAUUUUUUAUACAUUUGCAAAAAUGUCUAAAAACCUGUUUUUGCUUGGUCAUUAUGGGGUAUUUAAUACAUUUUAGAAUAAGGCUGUUACGUAGCAGCAUUUGUAAAAAAAAAAGUCAAUGGGUCUGAAUACUUUCUGAAUGCACUGUACAAGAAAACUGACAUGGACUGAUGAGGCUUGAAGAAAGGUGGUGUUAAUUAAAUAAAAAAAUAGAGUGUAACUAAUAAAUCUUCUAGAUUUUUUUGUUUCUUUUAAUGUUGUUAAUUACCUAUUUUGGGCAAUAAGAGGACUACAAUAUUUUUACAGUCCUUUUUUACCAUUUUUUUUGUUGUCAGGAAAAAAUAACCUUUCCUUUUAAUACUUAGUGAAUUCAGAUUUUAAGAAAAAAAUAUAUAGCUGUAAAUAUUAUUCAAGUCACUGCAUAUAAUCGUUUCAGAGAGAACCAUAUUUUUGUGAUGGUUCAUCAUAAAAGGCUGUACUGUGUAAGAGCGCAACUGUCAAAGACGAGGACAUUUAAUGCUCUUAAAUCGUAUCAUAAUCCAUUUGUAGCACAAAAUUCCAUGAUAACCCCAUUGAGGACUCGAUCCUACAAGAACACUGUUGGCUUGCUCUGUAAAUACUGUUGUCUUUCUUACUGUGCUCAUGUCAUACCAGCAUACUGUUGUGUCUUCUACAUGGUGAGCUCAAAAGUGCACAGCUUCUAAAAGAUGACACAAGGUUAACACUGGACAUUGCUACACAAUGUCUCUCAAAGAGGACACCGGCUCAACUUCUUCUAGACACUUGCAAGUGAAAGGCUACUUACUGUGUCUGUCACUGAGAUUUUUGAAGUCAAUACUAUAUAAAAAAAAGGACUUAUUACAAACCCAAAGCACACUUUUACUUUGUAUUAGUUUGAAAAUACCAGAUGUAUAUCCAGAGACAAUUCAUACCAAUCUGCAUGUGUUGAUGUUACAUUUUGUUGUUAUGAUUAUCUUAAUGUUUUGUUUUUCUUAUUAAUGCUAUUUAUCCAUUUUGAACAGAGCACCUACUUUCAAUUUGACAGGCAAUAUUUCAAGUCAGAUACAUUUUAAGUCAAUUUAUUGGAUGUUUUCUUGAACUGAUUAGGAAGGCAAAUAUCUAUGAUUACCUCAGCCCUGUGAGUUUUGUCUUAGAAGAGAUUACAAAGUAAUUUAUUUGAGGCUUAAACAGAUUGAAAUUAUGAAUGGAUUAUGAGAACAAGUUGUUGCACCGUGACAAGGAAGGAAAGUGACCAUAUUCUAUUUGCACAUUUCAAGUGUUGGAUAUUUAAAAUGGUCUUGAUAAGAUGAUACAUGAAGGAUUGUUUUUUAAGAAUAACUUUUUAUCCCCAUUAGAGAUUAGACAUCUUGGCUGUUGCAAUUGGAAAACGUUUUUUCUGCCCAACGGGCAUUUAUUUUCCUAAAAAUGCGAAAGAAUCCAUACAUAAUCCAUAGAUUGGAGCAUUUCGACCUAGCCAAGUCACCCUAGUCACCACAGUAAUGUCCUGUAGGGACUGGUUUGCUGAGAUGGAGAAAUGGUUCCUCUAUAAAAGUUUCAAAUUAUAUUUGAAGAAAGGAUUGGAUUAAUGUAUAUGCUGUGCAGAUUUUGUUUGUCUCACUUCACUCAACAACCAGGUGAAGCAGAAUGCUGGAUUCUUUUAAAAUAAAAUGGGGAUUUGUUUAAGUAAUAAUAAAUAAAUAAAAUAAUAAAAAAUAAAAAACAUGUAUAUUACCAAUUCAAAAAAGAUAAAAAAGUAUGUUCCCUUGAAUGAUUUACAUUUUUAAUCAGAAGGAUUUGUAUCAAUAUUUUUGUGGUUGUUAAUGAUUAUAUUAAUAAUAAUUAUUAUACUAACAAUAUUAGAAUGUACUGUACAUCCAUCCGGUUCUUUCUCCAUCCCCUGUCACCUUAUACAGUAAUCUUAUGUUGAUCAUCAAUGUAUUUCAGUAAUAUGUGAAAAAAGUCAACUGCAAAUGACCUUGUAAGAGUGCCGUCUUUGAUGCCAGUGUAGUGGUUUAUACACUUAUUUGUUGAUCUCUCUUUCCUCCUCUCCGUCUCUCCCAAUGUCUCACUCUCUCUGUCUCCCUCUUCUAGUAUUAGUGGUAGGUGUUAUGUAGUUAAGAUGUAGAUGUAGCUAUUAGGAGAUGUAGGACCAGUAAGGAUAGAGCUUUCUCUUCUUAAUUACCAUAUUUUUAAAAAGAAAAGCUGACAUUAGUUUCAACAUCAUUUGUCUAUUUAUUUUCAGUUGUACUGAUCUCACAUGGUUUCAACUAACCAAAGCAAUCAUUGAAGACAUUUAAAUCAAAAAUUGCUGUAAGACCGAAUCGUAAACAAGGCAUUGAUUGGAUCCCCACCCUUGAAUGUUUAAAAAAAAUGGGUGUGCCAUACUACCUUAAAAGCUAAUACUAGAUAUGCAAAACCGUUUUAUUUGUCAUUAUUUCACAAGAGGGACACAAGCUAUAAUUAUGAUUGAGCAUAAUGGAUUUUAUCACAUAACAGAUUAAUGAUAAUAAUGGGCAUAAUAACAAUAACUAUUAUAGAUAUAAUUAAUCUAAACUCAUUUUGAUGUUUGUACUCUUAAUCUCUUAUAUCCCAGUGGCCCCUGGCACUACUAUUUUUGGAUACAGUUUAUUUUAUUUUCGGUGUCUACUUAAUUAAUUAUUAAUUCAUAUGAAUUCAUACUUUAGUUUGAGUUCAUUAUCAACGUUUGAGAAUGUAGUGAAUUAUUUUUGUACUCUUGAACCAUUGGAAGCAGAUUUUUACUUUAAUCAAAGCCUGGGUAUCAUUUACAUUGUAGAUUCAUUCAUACUCCUGCUCUCACGUGCUUAGUCUUCAUUUAAAGUAUUCUCAUUCAAAUGGCAGCCUGCUUGUUAGUAUAGACAUUUGCACUGUGCAAUAACUUAAUCUUUAAGACCCUCCUGCUAAAGGAAAACAAGACAGUGCAAAAGCUAUUGAUGAGUUGUUAUAUGAAGGGCUUAUUGAAAUGAUACCUAUAGGACAUAUUUAAUUUAAGCUAUUCAUAGAACCACAGAGAGUUGAGGUAGGAUAGGAUGUAUGCAUUGUUCUCAUGAAGACUGAGCCAAAAUUUCGAAACCUGUUGGUAAACGUGACAUUUAUGCAGCAGAAUGUACCCACCGAGAGCAAGUGUAAAGCUCUGUGAUACAUUGCAAGAAGCUAUCUCUGUUUUAAAUGUCCCUCUACCAAUAUCACUAUACCUGAUUUACCAUUUGAUUAGAGUAAAAGUUGGCUGGCUGUCCAUUCAAAAUAGUUGAUACCAUCUCUAUUAGUUAAUAAAAGAUUUCAAAUAGAUUUCACAGCUUGGACUUUAAGGUAGCAUGGCUCUGUAGAUGCUAUACUUUCCCUUCACAUGGACAGCAGUUUACAGCUGAUGAAUGUUGCACAUCUUGCUAGACUACUUAAUCAUUGGAUAAUUGUUGGUAAAAAAAAAACUAAACUAAAAAUAUACAUAUAUAAAAAAGACCUGGAAGGUGUUGGAUGAUAUAUUGGGAGCGUACUACCGUAACCAUUUAAAGUUGAAUCUUGAGGCAAGUGCUAGGCAAUGGCCAAACAAACAUCCCAUCACUGAAUUAACAGACACACAACGCACACGUACCUACUGUAAUAACAGGCAUAUAAUGUUAGUUAAGGAUAUAUUAUUGUGUAUGUCUAUUUGUUGAGGCUGAACCCUAAUUUCAGAUGAAAUUAACUCCCCGCUGUCUGAAAUGUAGGCAACACUGUUUGUAUUAUGUUUGUGUCACACUUAACAUUAUUAUUAUGUUUUCCCAUGAUGCAACACGGUUGGACUGUAAAACGUGGGCUUUAGAAGCUGUGACUGAUACUUUCGGGUAAAGCAUAAAAUACAAUUAUUUCAAAUGGGGAAUUGUCGGUUAGUGAGUAGCAUGGCAUGGGCCACUGCUAGAGCAGUGUGUGUGUGUGUGUGUGUGUGUGUGUGUGUGUGUGUGUGUGUGUGUGUGUGUGUGUGUGUGUGUGUGUGUGUGUGUGUGUGUGUGUGUGUGUGUGUGUGUGUGUGUGUGUGUGUGUGUGUGUGUGUAAAGGGGUUGAGGGAAGCGGUACAGUCAUUAAAAGUCCUGUGCAUCUCUGUGGACAUUUGUCUUACUGUACAUUUGACCUGACCUUAGCUUUUCUUCUCUCAUGCUCCCUCUUGGGUUCAACCUCUGAUUGCCUUGCCCUUUCCUAACACUUGCCCAUGUUUUAAUGUUAACAGACUUUUUACCGCGAGAGCUGACUGAUAGGACUGACGUCUGAAAGCAUCUUUCAGGUCUUCUUGUAUGGCUUGCUCAAGCCCUGUUGUAAAAUAUAAUAAAGUGGAUGGGGGUCUCUCACAUCUCAGAUGUGGAAAGUAUAAUUUUAUAUUUGUAUUUUCAAAUAAUUAUAAUAAUAAAACAUGUUUGUGAAAGGUUUCCAUGCUCUACUGUGGUGCAGAAAUCGAUGUGUUUGUCUGGAAAAAAUGUAAAUAAACUGUUUUGAACCAUU
Molecule: messenger RNA, 8717 nt
Organism: Oncorhynchus keta (chum salmon)
Lineage: Eukaryota; Metazoa; Chordata; Actinopteri; Salmoniformes; Salmonidae
Product: RNA-binding protein Musashi homolog 2-like
Exons: 15
Coding region: 136-1380 (414 amino acids)
Cellular component (GO): cytoplasm
Molecular function (GO): RNA binding
Source: RefSeq, a predicted model, not a curated record